UGAUUUAGUAAAAAACAAACUUUUCUUUCACCUCAUAAACCCCCAAGGGUUACAAAAUAUAGAGUUGGAGAGUUAAGGGGAACUUCAUCCCUCCUUCACCCCACUUAACUAUUUAUCCUACAAUCCAAGCAAUGUGUAGUUACUCCUCCCUCCUUAACCCGACUCACUUAACUCUUUAAAACAUCAUUCCAAGCAAACUCUAAUGGAUAAAUUAUAUAAUAUCAAAGGUGCUUCAACCAUGCAAAUUUUUAAAUUAAGCAGCCUUAUAACUAGGCUCUUGUUGAAGACUAUAAUAACUGUGAUCAGAUGCGAAAUCAGGAAGAGAAUGUGAGAGGAGCAAGUAUGUUGGCUAAGACACUGAUACCAUACAUUCUCACCUUAUUCUCAUGUGUUUCUAUUGCAGGAUUCAUUGCAGUGGCCAAGGUAGCCUUAGAAAGAGGCAUGAGCCAUUAUGUGCUUGUGGUGUAUGGACAUGCCAUUGGAUCCCUAACCACAGCUUUAUUGGCAUUUCUCUUUGAAAAGAACAACAAAAACAAAAUCACUGGACCCAUCUUGCGAGAUAUAUUUUUCUUGGGUCUUCUAGGGUCCGUGUUGGGAAGGACACUGGUAUACGCAGGACUAGAACACACAUCAGUCACACUUACUGCUGCCCUGACUAUCCUAGGUCCAUCGGCAACCUUCGUCCUGGCCUUUAUUUGCAGGUUGGAGAAAGUAGACAUCUUCAAGCGUGGUUCCCAAGCAAAAAUUGGGGGCACUAUAAUUGCCCUAGCUGGUGCUGCAACCAUCACAUUCUACCACGGACCCGUUGUUAUUUCACCUCUCAAGCCACUAUCAAACAAGAUAAGCUCCCCAAAAAUUAGACAAGGCGGUGAUUGGAUUAAGGGCUGUUUAAUGCUUCUUGUUGGAACCCUUUCAAUCUCAGGUUUUUACAUCUUGCAGACAAUAGCAAUCAAGAAGUAUCCGGCGCCAAUAACUCUCACAUCACUAACCUGCUUAUCGGGAACCAUACUCUCAGCAAUCAUGACAGUAAUUCUAGAUCACAAAGCUUCAACGUGGCGAUUGUCAUGGGAUGUUACCCUUCUUGCUCCUAUAUAUAGUGGAAUUAUAGUGUUUGGAAUCUCAAACUAUGCUCAAACAUUGGUAAUGAAAGAAAAAGGACCAGUAUUCAUGACAGCAUUUAUGCCUUUGGGAAAUAUUAUCACUGCAAUAAUUGGUCUGCUAAUCUUUGGGGAUGCAUUGCACACAGGAGAUAUGGUAGGAGCUAUAUUGAUAAUUCUUGGCUUGUAUGCAACUCUGUGGGGAAAAGAAAACGAGAAGCAGCAGCAGAAACCAUUGGAGCACACAACAGAACAAGAUGUCGAGUGCAAAUUGGAUGAGGAGGAUGACCAUAAAUGACAUCAUAGUAGUAGACAAAUGUAUACAGUUGCUAUAUUUCUUUCAGGAAUAAUAGCAUUGCUUUUUGUCAAGUAUGAAUGGCAUACCUGCUUUAUGGGGCUGCCUGUCUUCAAUGUUCAAUCCGAAAUUUCAGCCCCUCA
Molecule: messenger RNA, 1535 nt
Organism: Tripterygium wilfordii
Lineage: Eukaryota; Viridiplantae; Streptophyta; Magnoliopsida; Celastrales; Celastraceae
Product: WAT1-related protein At5g07050-like
Exons: 7
Coding region: 307-1395 (362 amino acids)
Cellular component (GO): plasma membrane
Molecular function (GO): transmembrane transporter activity
Source: RefSeq, a predicted model, not a curated record